Chiloscyllium plagiosum (whitespotted bambooshark) is the source of this 3312-nucleotide messenger RNA. It is a transcript of the gene hdgfl2, whose product is annotated as HDGF like 2. The record is from RefSeq and is a predicted model, not a curated record. Gene Ontology annotation, molecular function: histone H3K27me3 reader activity; histone H3K9me2/3 reader activity. Lineage: Eukaryota; Metazoa; Chordata; Chondrichthyes; Orectolobiformes; Hemiscylliidae.
CCUGUGCAGUAUUCGAAAGAGUCAGUGUCGGGCUGCACUAAGGCAGGGGCCUGUUGUGUGUGAAAACAGGAUUGACUGAGUCGGAUCACAUCAGCCAGAAAAUGCCUCAUAGUUUCAAGGCUGGAGACCUGGUUUUUGCCAAGAUGAAGGGUUAUCCCCACUGGCCGGCUCGGAUUGAUGAUGUUGCAGAGGGAGCUGUGAAACCACCAUCAAAUAAAUAUCCAAUUUUUUUCUAUGGCACUCACGAAACUGCAUUUUUGGGACCAAAAGAUAUUUUCCUUUUCGAAAAAUACAAAGACAAAUAUGGGAAACCAAACAAGAGGAAAGGAUUCAAUGAAGGACUGUGGGAAAUACAGAACAACCCGAACGUCAGCUUUACUGCACCACUGCCAUCGAGCUCAUCAGACAGUGAGGUUCCAGAAAAUGAAGUGGUCCCAGGAAGUGGAGCAGAAGUGGAGAAAGAAGUGAGUGAUGAGGACUCUGACAAAGGCAGUAUUGAACAGAGUGGGAUCAAGAGGAAGCCCCUCCUUACAAAGAAACCACCUCCAAAACGCACGCGUAAAUCAAGUGAAGAAGAAGAGGAAAGUGGCUCCAACUCACUGGAAGAGAAUUCUGAACCAAGUUCUUCAGAAUCUGAAAAGAAUAGUGACCAAGAAUUCACACUAGAAAAAAAAGUAAUUUCCAGAACACCUCGACGAGGGCCUGCAGCUGGAAGGAAGAAAAAGAAGUAUGACUCUGAAGACGAGGAGGAAGAUGAAAAGCAGAUUAGUGGCGAUGAGGAGGAGAAAUCAGUCCAGGCUAAGGAGGAAGAUGAUGAUGAUGAUGAAGAUUAUAAGAGAGAAUCCGACUCUGAAGACUCUGUAAAGAAACCUGCCAGAGGCAGGAAGCCAGCAACUCAAAAAAAGACCCCAAAACCCCGAGGAAGGAAGCCAAAGGUUGAGAGAUUACCUUCAGUCUCCAGCAGCCUCAGCAGUGACAGUGAUAGCGAUGCUGAAGGCAAGAUCAGUGAUUGGAAAAAACGAGAUGAGGAGCGAAAGAGAGAGAUAGAAGAAAGGAGGAGGAAACAGCAAGAGGAAGAGCUGAGGAGGUUGAGAGAAAAAGAACGGGAGGAAGAAGAGGAAGAAAAGAGGAAACGGAAAGAAGAGAAAGAAAAAGAGGACGAACAGGACAAAAUACUUGAUGAUGUAGAUGAAAUAAAGAAGAAAGAACCAUCAAAAAAAACAAAAAGGAAUCGGACUAAAUUGAAAUAUGCCUCUGAUUCUGACUCGGAGGUGGAAAAGGAGGUUAAAAAGAAGCCUAAGAAACCACAUGCUGAGCCUACAAAUAAACAGAAUCAACUGAAGAAAGAGAAAGAACCGAAAGAAAGAAAACGUAAGCAGGAAGACCGACACAAAGAAAGGUCAGCCAAAGCAGAAAAGGAAAAGAAGAAAGAAGAAAAGUUACAAGCUAGGAAACUAGAAAAGAAAAAAGAGAUAACAGCAGAGCAGAAGCUUCAGAAGAUACACACUGAUAUUAAACAUGCUUUGAAAGUUGACAGCCCUGAUGUAAAGAAGUGUGUGGAGGCACUGGAAGAACUGCGAACGUUGCAAGUCACUACACAGCUGUUGCAGAAACAUUGUGAUCUGGUUGCAACAUUGAAAAAGAUACGCCGCUAUAAAGCUAGUCAGGAAGUUAUGGCAAAAGCAAGUGAGAUCUACAGUCAUUUAAAGUCCAUGUUUAUGGGAGGAGAGGAUUCUGGCAACAGUACACUGAAGAAGACUCAUUCUGAUCAGGAGCAGCAGAAAAAUAACCAAGCCAAAGAGGAGAAAGAAGCUGAGAACAAUAUGAAGGAGAACCAGGAUUCAGAUUCUUAUACUGCAGUAAAUGGAGAGACUACAUCUCAGAAGAAUGAAAUACUUCCAGAGAACGAAGAACAUGAUCAGUCACAAGUAGAAAAAGAGAAGAAUGAUGAGGAAACAUUGGUUGGCAAACAGAAUAGUGCUCCAUACAAAUCUGCCAUGCUUCAAUCAGAUGAUCAACACACCACUGACACAGAACCUGUUCCAAUGGAGAUGGAGUCAGCUAAUGAGAACUGAGGCUUUGAGCCAUAAUGGACCAUGGGACACGUUUUAAAAUCUGGGUUGCUUUCAAAGAAGAACAUUUGUCACUUGAAUCGUCCUAGAAACUAGUAAAGACUGGUUUUGUUGUCUGCCCACGUGAAGAAGCUGAAAGAGGUCACUUACUUUGCAGAACUGUAUUUCUUCAUUUUGUUACAAGGAGAAAACAAAAAUAUUGGUCAGCACGUUUAAAGCAUCUGUUUUUCUUACCUUUGAGCGAAGGAAGUGAAUGUGGCACAAAGUGCAGAAAUAACUGCCUUUUGGUGGAUUAAAUCUAUCACCAAAAGUUUCGUCCGGUUUCUCGCAACUAGCGGAAAUUCUGGAUAGAUACAAGAAGGGGGUUUUUUUUGGCCGCUAUAAUGUCAGCAAUCAGGAGAACACCCAAGGAUAUUAAUAACAGAUACUUUACUUCAUUUUAGAGUGAAAUUAUUCAUUUAAAGUUUUUGUCAAUCUGAAUUGUAUUCUCCACAAAGGUUUUGCUCUCAGAAUUAGACAAAGGAAGUGUGUUUUUCUUUUUAAACUUCUUCCAGCUGCAGUGGUCCAUCACAUUACUUCCCUAAACUGCGAAUUUCUCGGCUCCUACCUACCUUUUUUUUAAAAAGGAAGAACUGAUUGUGUAGAGAUUUCAGUUUUGUGACUAAGUACAACUUUGUUACCAGUACCAAUUAUUAAAGUGGGAGUUUUUAUAUGAUGCUGAUACUGAUGUUGUGAGCUCUCUUAGGGUCCUUUGUUCAAAAUAGGAUGCAGGAGAGUUGCAUUGCAGGGGAGACCUAUAAUGACUUGUGGAUGUUAAUACUCUGAAUUCCUCUCUCAUUCCUUCUAAACUCGAUAUAUGGCAUUCUACAAACUCUUCACACACACUAUAUUGGAAGUCAAGCUUUACCACCUAAUUUCCUAUACUAAUUCUUUUACAUGACCUCAAAACUGUGGAACUCCUUAUUGUCCAUUGUCUUCCCAUCCUGCUAUAACCUUAAGACUGAGAACUCCAUUGUUGUUUGCCUAAUCUCUGUCCUGAUAGGCCUCAUCUUCACUUUUUGUCUUAAUCUGUGGUGGUCUGCACUGUGAGACUUGACCUCUGGCUUUUGUUUGUUAAUAAUUUAAAGAAAAGAAAAUCAAAUCUGUUGUAAAAGACCACCAAGGAAGAAUGGCCUUUAGAAGGUUAAUCUAGAAAGUUUUAAAAUGCAAGCUUUUAUAUAUUAAAAACAUUUUGUGUGGA